Molecule: messenger RNA, 827 nt
Organism: Hyla sarda
Lineage: Eukaryota; Metazoa; Chordata; Amphibia; Anura; Hylidae
Gene: CER1
Product: cerberus 1, DAN family BMP antagonist
Exons: 2
Coding region: 1-759 (252 amino acids)
Biological process (GO): signal transduction involved in regulation of gene expression; determination of heart left/right asymmetry
Molecular function (GO): morphogen activity
Source: RefSeq, a predicted model, not a curated record
AUGUUGCUGCAGAUUCUUCAGCUUCUCAUUGUGUCCUACAUUGCAAGUCAUGGAGAAGGAAGGCAAACUGAAACAAGAAGAAUAUCCAAAUAUUACUCUAUUAUUCAUCAACAUCACUUAAGAAAGGAGAAAGACUUCACGGGAUCUGUUAAAAAUAUAGGAAACGAUGAAGCAAUAUCCGGUAUAAACAGAAAUAAUACAGAGAAAAACAGAGUUCCUAAAUCAAAACCUCAAGCGAAAGACAAACAUGGAAACAAAAAUGCUCAGGGUUUAAAUGUAUCCAGUAUGGUGGGUUUUGGUGGAACUAGUGCCAACCAAUUCAGUGAAAGAAAAGAAGAUGUUUCUGAAAAGAAUUAUGCCCAUGCGUCCUGGAACCAUUUUAUUUAUAAAAUGAAUGCAGCUUCGGAAACUUUAAAUUAUCCAGUUAAAACACAAGAAGUUCAGAGAGAAAUCUGUAAAACCCUGCCAUUCACCCAGAAUAUUACACAUGAAAACUGUGACACAGUGAUCAUACAGAACAAUCUGUGCUUUGGAAAAUGUAACUCUCUUUAUGUACCGAACCAGAGACAUCAGUUCAACAUAUGUUCCUAUUGUCUUCCUUUCAAAUUUACGAUGAACAACUUGAAACUGAACUGCACAGGAUCUAGAAAUGUGGUUAAAGUUAUAAUGAUGGUAGAAGAGUGCAAGUGUGUGGUUCACAGCCAAAACAGUCAUGGAGUUAACAACAUCAAAGACAGCAGUCUACAUGGCCAUCAUUGAAGACAUGGUCUACGAGCAACUUACUACCUUUCACAUUCAAAAUAAGCUUCAACUCUCAAAGAUACUGA